Molecule: messenger RNA, 1649 nt
Organism: Aethina tumida (small hive beetle)
Lineage: Eukaryota; Metazoa; Arthropoda; Insecta; Coleoptera; Nitidulidae
Product: cytochrome P450 6a8-like
Exons: 3
Coding region: 5-1570 (521 amino acids)
Molecular function (GO): heme binding; oxidoreductase activity, acting on paired donors, with incorporation or reduction of molecular oxygen; monooxygenase activity
Source: RefSeq, a predicted model, not a curated record
AAGAAUGGUUCUGAUUACGAACAGUCUGGUGUGCGACUGUAUUGCACUUGUUGCAACUCUCUUGGCAGGAGCAAUUAUAUAUCUAAAAUGGAGAUUCACUUAUUUCGCCAGAAAAGGUUUAUACUCACCGGCCACAACUAUACCCUUUGGAAAUUCAAAAACCGUUUUCUCUAAACAACAAAUUGGAGCCGAGUUGUUCAAAGACAUUUAUUUUGACAUUAAGUCCAGAGGGCUAAAACAUGGAGGAGCAUAUUUCUUGUUUAAACCAAUUUAUGUCCCAGUUGAUUUGGAUAUUAUCAAAUCAAUUAUGCAGACGGACUUCCAACAUUUCAUGAAUCACGGUGUUUUUAUUAAUGAAAAAGGGGAUCCGUUAAGUGCACACUUAUUCGCACUGGAAGAUGAUAAAUGGAAGAAUCUUAGAUCCAAGCUUACACCGACAUUCACUUCGGGCAAAAUGAAGAUGAUGUUCAACACAUUAGUAGAAUGUACUAAUGGAUUAAAGGAUAUGCUGGAUCAAUAUUCACAAGGCGACACACCAAUUAACAUCAAAGAGACUCUGCAAAGGUUCACCAUUGACAUAAUUGGAUCAGUAGCUUUUGGAAUUGAAUGUAACACCAUGAAAAAUCCAGAUUCACAGUUCGCCAAAUACGGUAGACGAAUCUUCGAAUUAAAUCCUAUAGAAACUUUUAAGGCCUCUCUCCAACUUGCCUUGCCUCAUAAAUUUCUUUUGUGGUUGAAUAUUACAAUUUUCAAUAAGGAGGUCACAACAUUUUUCAUGGAUGUUGUUAAGAAAAAUGUCAAAUAUCGUGAAGAGAAUAAUAUAUACAGGAAAGAUUUUAUGCAUUUGCUGUUACAGUUAAAGAACCGCGGCAAAGUUUUUGACGAUGAGAAAUUGACUGAUGAUGCUGGAGGCGUUAAAGAAAGUGCUCUAACAUUCAACGAACUCGCAGCUCAAGCUUUCGUAUUCUUUCUAGCUGGCUACGAAACCUCUUCUACUGCAAUGACUUUCGCAUUAUAUGAACUUUCAACACGUCCCGACCUUCAACAGAAAAUUAGAAAUGAAAUCCAUGAAGUUUUGGAAAAGCACGACAACAAACUUACGUAUGAAGCUAUAAAGGAUAUGACAUAUUUGGAACAAGUUCUUCAUGAGUCCCUUAGAAAAUAUCCACCUUUGCCUUUCUUACCAAGAGUAUGUAAUAAAAUAUAUAAAGUACCAGGAACUAACUUUACCAUUGAGAAAGGCACCAUGGUCGGUAUUCCUAUUUUAGGAAUACAUAACGAUCCAGAAUUCUAUCCUAAUCCUGAAACGUUUGAUCCCGAUAGGUUUUCCCCAGAAAAUAAGGCGAAAAGGCAUCAAUUUUCGUGGUUACCUUUCGGUGAAGGACCAAGAAUCUGUAUCGGUCUCAGAUUUGGAACUAUGCAAGCUAAAGUAGGUUUGGUAACUAUAUUUAAAAACUAUAAAGUUUCGCUUAACCACAAAACUAUCACACCUAUUAAAUUUGAUAAAAAAUCUUUAGGUAUUUUGGCAGUGGACGGUAAUGUAUGGGUUAAUAUUGAAAAAUGUAAUUAAUUAAAUUUAUUAUAUUUUUCAAUUAAUAUUUAUGUUACUUUUAUAUCUUUCACAAAAAAUAAAUCAAUUAAUUCUUAAA